GCAGGAGGCGGCGGCGGCGGCCCCGGGCAGCGGCACCGCCCCGGCCCCGGCCCGCUCGCUCCGCGCCAUGCCCGGCUCCCUGUACCAGCCCGAGCCCGGGCAGCCGGCCCGCGGCCCGCCGCGCUGCCUCACCCUGCUCAGCCCGCCGCCGCCGCCCUCCGCCGGGCAGGACCCGCCGCCGGAGCCCGAGCCCGGCCGGGAGCGGGAGGGGCCGCCGGGGCCGGCGGCGCAGGGCGAAGCCGCCGCGCUGAGGUUCGCGCUGGACCAGCUGUCGCUGCUGGGGCUGGAGGGCGCGGAGGAGCCGGCGGGGGCCGCGGGGCCGGGCGGCCUAAGGGAGCGGGAGCGCGGCGGAUCAUCCCCGGGGCCGGCCCCGGCCCCCGCCCCGGGCGCCUUCGGCAGCCUGGCCCCGCCGCUGGGGCCGCCCGCGCUGCUCGGGGAGCCGCCGGCCAGCAGGAAGAAGAGCGUGAACAUGACCGAGUGCGUGCCCGUGCCCAGCUCCGAGCACGUCGCCGAGAUCGUGGGCCGGCAAGGCUGCAAAAUCAAAGCCCUGCGUGCCAAGACCAACACGUACAUCAAGACGCCGGUGAGGGGCGAGGAGCCCGUGUUCAUCGUCACCGGGAGGAAGGAGGACGUGGAGAUGGCGAAGCGGGAGAUCCUCUCGGCCGCCGAGCACUUCUCCAUGAUCCGGGCCACGCGCAACAAAGUGAACGGGCUGACGGGGGCCAUGCAGGGACCCCCCAACCUGCCGGGCCAGACCACCAUCCAGGUGAGGGUCCCGUACCGCGUGGUGGGGCUGGUGGUGGGGCCCAAGGGGGCCACCAUCAAGCGGAUCCAGCAGCAGACGCACACCUACAUCGUGACGCCGAGCCGGGACAAGGAGCCCGUGUUCGAGGUGACGGGCAUGCCCGAGAACGUGGACCGUGCGCGGGAGGAGAUCGAGGCGCACAUCACCAUGAGGACAGGCUCCUUCAUCGACGUCAACGCCGACAACGACUUCCACUCCAACGGCACCGACGUCUGCCUCGACCUGCAGGGCAGCGCGGGCGGCCCGUGGGCCAAGGCCCCCCACCCCGCCCACCCCGCCCACCGCUCCUCGGCCGCCCUGCGCAACGACAGCCUCAGCUCCCUGGGCAGCGCCUCCACCGAGUCCUACUACAGCGGGCGGGUGGCGGCCGCCAGCCCCACCAGCCCCUACAGCACCUUCAGCGAGCCCCCGGCCCCGCUGGGCUCCGAGGAGUGCGACUUCGGCUUUGACUUCUUGGCCCUCGACCUCACCACGCCCACCACCACCAUCUGGUCGCCCUUCGAGCGCUCGGGCAACCCCCUGCAGGCCUUCAGCAGCUGCUCCUCCAUCAACAGCUCGCAGAGACGCAACAGCGGCCCGGCCACGCCGCGCCACUCGCCCACCCUGCCCGAGGGCGGCGCGGGGCUGGAGCACCCCUGUGCCCGCCGCAUCCCCAGCGACCCCGCCGGCGCCCUGGCCUGGCUGCCCGCCCAGGGCUCGCUCUCCUCCUUCUCCAACAGCACCGGCUACUCCUCCUCUUCCUCGCUGCCCGGCAGCAUCUCGGCCGCCUCGGGCUCGCCCACCGACUCCAGCAGCUCCGACGGGCACCGCAAGAGCUCCCGGGAGUGCAUGGUGUGCCUGGAGAGCGAGGUGAUGGCCGCCCUGGUGCCCUGCGGCCACAACCUCUUCUGUAUGGAGUGUGCCCUGCGCAUCUGCGGCCGGGCACAGCCGCAGUGCCCCGCGUGCCACGCGCCCGCCACCCAAGCCAUCCACAUCUUCUCCUAGCCCGGGGGGCUGGCCGGGCAGCCCCCCCUCCCUCCUCCACCCCGACACGGCGUUUUAAGGACUGUAAACUGUUUAAAUCGAGCUUUUUAUUUAAUAACGGAUCCGAUGGGCGCACGGGGCGGGAGGGGGGAGAGGCUGCUGUGAGCUGGAGAGGCGGAGAGGGCACGGAGAGGGCACGGCGGGGCGGGGGGUGGCCAAAUCCGGGGGGUUGGGAGGGUGGGGGCGAAGGGGCCGAAGAUGAGGACGAGGAUGAGGAAGAGGGGGCGUGAAUUCCGCGAGGAGGAAACUCCGAUGUUUACAGAAUAGCUUUAACUCUUCACCUGGCUGUGGGGCUGGGGAGGGAGCCCGGCUGUUCUCCACCAGUCCUUCCCAAAUAUACCAGUAUUCCGUUUGCAAACUGAAAUAACCAGAAAGAAAAGGUCCGGUUGCACUUUUUAUUUUAGGACACGCAAGGGUUGUCUUUUAUUUUUUUAAAAUCAUUCUAUUAUUAUUAUAAUAAUUUUUUUUUUGUGGUUCUUUUUGUAUGUAGUUAUUUUUUUGGAUGAUUCUCAAUGGUUCUAUAAAUAUAUAUAUAUUUUUUUUUUUUGUAAUGCAGGUCUAUCUUGUAAUUUGCCAAUGUGAAAACUGCCCAAAAAUGUGUGAUGUGAGGUUGGGAGGUCGUGGGAUGGAGGGGGCACAGUUAACACACCAUGUCACAAAAACCAGACAGAUUUCUAUCUCCAUUUUAUUUUGUGGUUGGUUUGGGGGUUGGUUUUUUUGUUUUUGUUUUUGUUUUUGUUUUUCAUCUUUUUUUUUUUUAGUUUUAUUUUUUUAUUUUUUACCUCUUUAUGUAUAUGUAGGGAAUUUAUAGGAAAAUAUGUACUUUAUUGAAUAAAUUUUAAAAACUAAAAUAUAUUUUAUUUUAAAAAGAAAAUAACGGACCUUUAACCUUACAUGGCUAAAGUACUGAUUAUAUAUUUGCUGAGCUGACUUGACGGUUAUGAAAAUUGUAUCAAGAGUUUUAUUUUUUGACUUCAAAGCCUUCUUAAUAAAGACUUUUUACUAUAUAUGAA
Molecule: messenger RNA, 2841 nt
Organism: Pseudopipra pipra
Lineage: Eukaryota; Metazoa; Chordata; Aves; Passeriformes; Pipridae
Gene: MEX3D
Product: mex-3 RNA binding family member D
Exons: 2
Coding region: 68-1789 (573 amino acids)
Molecular function (GO): RNA binding
Source: RefSeq, a predicted model, not a curated record